AUGCCAUGGCUUACGUCGUCGAUCGAUCACCUCAUCAAUGUUAUGUCGUCGUCCAAUGCACCUCGCCUGAUCAACGCUUCACCUCGACUCAUCGGAAUCAACGCUUUACCUCGCCGUCGACGGAGUCCUAAAUUUGAUGCUUCACCUCAUUGCCAUCACAUCACCUCGUCGUCAUCACGUCACCUCGUCGCCGUCGCAUCACCUCGUGGCUGA
This is a messenger RNA of Arabis nemorensis, 213 nucleotides long. NCBI's taxonomy places the organism in Eukaryota, Viridiplantae, Streptophyta, Magnoliopsida, Brassicales, Brassicaceae. The record is from the annotation of a GenBank genome assembly.